Asparagus officinalis (garden asparagus) is the source of this 636-nucleotide messenger RNA. Its product is annotated as zinc finger MYM-type protein 1-like. NCBI's taxonomy places the organism in Eukaryota, Viridiplantae, Streptophyta, Magnoliopsida, Asparagales, Asparagaceae. The transcript has 2 exons. The record is from RefSeq and is a predicted model, not a curated record. The coding region runs from base 1 to 636 and encodes 211 amino acids.
AUGGAGGAGUUCUUUUUAGGAUUUUUAAAGGUGGAUGAUACAUCAGGACGAGGACUUUUUGAAGAACUUGUAAAUAUUUUGCAAGAGCUUAAACUUGAUAUUGGUGAUGUAAGAGGACAAGGGUAUGAUACUGGUUCUAAUAUGAAAGGAAAACAUAAAGGUGUACAAAGAAGAUUAUUAGAGAUAAAUCCUAGAGCAUUCUACACACCUUGUGGUUGUCAUAGUCUUAACCUUGCACUUUGUGAUAUGGUAAACUCUUGUUCGAAAGCUUCAUCUUUUUCGAAGUGGUGCAACACAUAUAUUCAUUGUUUGCAUCUUCUACAAAGUGGUGGAAAGUUCUUACAGGAAGGUCAACUUGAAAGUGUUAAAGCAAUAAGAUUCCAAGCUCCUGAUAUAAGAGAUGCUUUGAUUUACUUAGCAAGUUCUAGUGAAGAUUCCAAGACUAAAAGUGAUGUUGAGUGCUUAGCAACAUAUGAAAUUGAGAAUUUUGAGUUCUUACUUGGUAUGGUUAUUUGGUUUGAUAUUUUGAAUGCUAUUAACAAAAUAAGUAAAAUCAUGCAAUCAGAGGAUAUGAAGGUUGAUGUUGCUAUAGACCUUUUAAGAGGGCUCAUUUUCUUUUUUGAAAGCUACAGAUAA